Messenger RNA from Macadamia integrifolia, 2097 nucleotides. Its product is annotated as bifunctional nitrilase/nitrile hydratase NIT4A-like. Gene Ontology annotation, molecular function: nitrilase activity; nitrile hydratase activity. Gene Ontology annotation, biological process: detoxification of nitrogen compound. The transcript has 4 exons. The coding region runs from base 40 to 900 and encodes 286 amino acids. Lineage: Eukaryota; Viridiplantae; Streptophyta; Magnoliopsida; Proteales; Proteaceae. The record is from RefSeq and is a predicted model, not a curated record.
AUUACUACUACACUACCAUAAGGUAAAGAACAGAGAGCCAUGGCUCUGGCUCCGGUACCAUCUCCAACGAUCGGAGCACCCUUCGCCGGCGAUGUCGACAUGGGCAUUGAUUCAAAUCCACCCAUGGUUCGAGUCACCGUCGUUCAAGCCUCAACUAUCUUCUAUGACACUCCCGCCACUUUAGUUGGAUCAAUCCUGAAUUACAGAGACACCUCGUUUUCAUUUAACUUACGAGCAGAUAAGGCAGAAAGAUUGAUCGCAGAUGCUGCCUCAUCUGGGUCGCAAUUAAUUGUGUUUCCUGAAGCGUUUAUCGGUGGUUAUCCGCGCGGAUCCACCUUUGGUGUCACAUUUGGUUAUCGUACCGCCAAGGGCAAAGAGGAUUUCCAGAAGUAUCAUGCUUCAGCCAUUGAUGUGCCUGGUCCUGAAGUUGAAAGAUUAGCAGUAAUUGCUGGAAAGUAUAAAGUUUAUAUAGUUAUGGGUGUAACAGAGAGAGAUGGAUACGCGCUCUAUUGCACAGUUCUUUUUUUGGAUUCCCAUGGGAAUUACCUUGGAAAACACCGUAAACUUGUGCCAACAGCAUUAGAACGUUUAAUAUGGGGAUCUGGAGAUGGAUCAACUCUUCCUGUGUAUGAGACUCCUAUUGGGAAGAUAGGUGCUGCCAUUUGCUGGGAAAAUAGAAUGCCUCUACUAAGAACAGCAAUGUAUGCUAAAGGCGUUGAAAUCUAUUGUGCACCUAAUGCUGAAGCCAGAGAUGUAUGGCAGGCAUCCAUGACACACGUUGCCAUUGAGGGCGGAUGCUUUGUUCUCGCUGCAAACCAGUUCUGUCAAAGGAAAAACUACCCACCUCCACCUGAUUAUGUAUUUGUGGAUAGAGAUGAAGAACUCUCACCAAACUCUUAACAGUUUUCCACAGUGUUCUUCUCCAAAUGACCAAUGAUUGUGAUUACAGUCAGAUUACAUUGAAUUUGAAGUACCAACAGAGAAAUAGAGAGAUUUUCAAGGUUAUAUUCACACUAAAGUUCAGAUUUUUACUUGUUUUGGUUCAUUUAAGUCACUGGAGGAUCAUAUUCCCAUAGAUGUGUUGUGCUAAGUUAUCAAUAAUAAGCAGAUUCUAGUGUUUGCUCUGGAUCCAUUCAAUGUAUAAUGAAUUUUUCCGUAGGUUGCCAAAAAGGUUUGCAUUGCAUCUUGUGUUUUACAGACUAUAACAUUUCAGCAAUGAAACAUGUGGAUGGUUCUAAAUAAGAAAAAAGUUGCACCUUUUAAAUAAAUAAACAAAAAAAUGCGUACACAUGGCUCAGAUUGUUUUCUGUGGAAGAAAACCAAAUUGUAAUUAUUUGUCUUGACCGAAGGCAGGAGGAAAGUAAUCAUACCUAGAUCAGCAGAAAUGAGGGCCUCCCCUUCAUAAUUCGGUCCCGCCAAAACUGCGCCUGAUGGUGAAAUAAUGACACUUCCCCCAGCACAUACAACAGAAAGGGCGUGAGUGUUAAAAAAAAUUAAAUUAGGAUGAGCUUUAACUAUUACACCCCCUCUCUUAGAUGCUAUGCUUAUGUAUGAAGUUUUAUUCUUAUGUUUCAUAACUUAAUGAUACUAUCAGUACUGAUGCUUUUGACACAGCAGUAUUUAGGAAUCUUUUGAUUCUCCUGUCACUCUGGGUGUCAUUAACAGUCUGGAAAAACAAAUACAUAUUGGACUUUAGUGUAGGAUACUGAUGCAUACUUCUAAGGUUUUGAGUCUUUUGACUUUAAAGUAUCAGUAAGGAUAAUCAUAUCAUAAAUCAGUUUUAAGAAGCAUGUUUUGGAUAUGUAUGGAUGCACUGGAAUCCCCAGCCAAGGUGUGGAUCUUAAGCAAAUACAGGCCCUCAUGAUUGCAAGUGUCUUAAACUGCACAAGUAAGAUGGGAUCAAUAAAACCGUAGAUUAUCUCCACACACCCCCCACCCCCCACCGCGCCCACCCCAACCCCCAAAAAAAAAAUAAACAAAAAAAAAAAACACACACACACACAUAUAGAUAAAGGGAAAGAAGGGAAGACUUCACUUUUCCAUAGACACCCCAAGCUGAACUUAAUGAAAGCCACCCCACCCCAAUGAAAGGAAAAA